CAAGAGAGAAAGAGGCCCAGUGAAAAAAGAAAAAGGCUUAAGAGAGGAAACGAUGCAUUACGAAGAGGAGAAAUACAAUAACAAGCAAAAACUUGCGAGGCGAGAAGCGAGGCGAGAAUAUGAAGAUAGAUAAAGGCAGAUACCAGAGGAGGAGACGUUUACCAACAUAAACAAUAUCUUGACAAUGCAAUGUAUUGCUAUUAUAGUGCGGGUUUUGCGGUGAGAGAUGGACAUUCAAUGAUGAAAGGGAUGUUUUGCAGAAUACCCCUGUAUCCAUUUUUACCACAACGAGAAAGUGAAUAUUCAACCGAGAAGCUGAAAAGUAAAGGAUUUUUCAAGACGCUUUCGACGGAUCAGAUGAAAGACAUUGUGAUACAGAAAUCAGAGUGUGUCGAUAAACUCCAAAAUGAAGCAAGGCAAAUGAACGAAGCAAUGCAAUUUUUAAACGACGAUUUGAAACAAAAAACAAAAUAUGUAGAUGACCUGAGACGCGAAAAUGCCGCAUUGCUUCAACGAUUAAGCAAACUGGCAGGCGAGAAACUGACUAGAGAUAACCCCGAUAUCGCGGACCUUAGCGACCGGAACAGGCCGACAAGGCUGGGCGAGAUGUUCAACGAGCUUUAUGACAACGAGUGGACGGACGCAUUCGAGGAACUUGUUGCAUCAGGUUACGAUGAUAGGGAAGCAGUCGAUACCCUCCAGAUGGCGCUUAUGAAAGUUUUUCAGUUCUGUGAAAAGAAGGCUUCAUUGUUGGUGAAACAAACUGAAAAUGCUGCUAACCUUUUGUUCGAAGAAUUUUCAAGAAGUGGUUUACAAGAAACCAACAAAAACAUGCCAGUGGGAAAGAAACCACUGACCAUAGACCCAAAACAGUUGGUAGAGAUGAGAGGGGGCCUACAAAGAGAGGGGUCAUCUAUGGAAGACUUACAAAUGCAACGGAAAUGGAAACCAAAAAUCAAGCCAGAUAGAAAACAAACCUACAUUCAAACAAUGGUUCAACCGCGAACAAUGAAUGUUGAAGACAAACUAAAGCAGAUGCGGAAAGGGGUCGCUGAGUCCCUUGUGCCAUCAGUACAAAAGUCGAAAAAAUUAGCUUUACUAAUGGGAAAUAACAGGUCAAAGGGUGGCCGAGAUGCAACGUGUAAAGUUGAGGACGAAACUCUUAAAGAAGUUGAAGAAGAAGUAGCGGAAUGGUCGCGAACGAUUCAGAUAAUUAAGGGAAACCAAGGUGGAGAAGGGGCAAAGAUGGGUGAACGUGACUUAAUCCACCGGAUGAACACCACUGCAAAAAAGAUUUCUUCUUACAUAAGCAAUGUAGAUGAGGAUCAGACAGGCCAAGCUGGCUUGCAAUCAAGCGUAAAUAAAAAUGGGUCAAUGAAUCCGACUUCAUCUAGUAAACGAACACAAAACGAAGAUGGAACUUGCUCUGGUCAUGAUCGAGAAGUACACAUUAAUCCAAGUGAUUUGGUUGUGCAAAUUGGGUUCCUUAAAGCAGACAGAGAAACAAUGAAGAAAGAUAUUACACGUCUUCAGGAGGAAAUUUCAAGAAAACAGGCAGAGAACGACCAAUUAAGGAUACGGUUAAGCAAAUUGGCAGGUGAUAAGCUGACAAAAGACAACCCGAACAUAGCUGACCUGAGCGAUAGGAACCGGCCGACGAAGCUUGGCGAGAUUUACAGUGAGCUGUAUGACAACGAGUGGACGGAUGCGUUUGAAGGUCUGACAAAAGGUGGCGGCUACAAAGAUGAGGAAGCAAUUAAAGCUCUGCGUACAACAUUGGAUAGUGCCUACACGUUUUGUGUGAGAAAUUCUAACGAGUUGGUUACCAAAAUGGAAGCGGUCGCAGAGAAGUUGUUUGAAGAUAUAACAAGAAGAGAGCAUAGUCUUACACUUCCACAGUCUCCACUUGGUCGUGUAACAAAUCCAUUGCUUGCUCUUGAGGACCAUUUCAUCGAGAGGCACUGGAAACCUAAACAACGCAAGGAAGCACAGACGGACUUGAACAAGCAAACGUCGGUUGGACCUACAAAUAUGGGCCAAGAAUUGAUUAAAAUGCGGAAAGGUGUCGCCGUCUCAAUGGUUCCUGUCGUGCAACAUGCAUAUUUACGCGACAGAUGGGACAAGGAAUGCAUUGAAUCACUUAAACCUUUCAUUAAGAAGUCCCUUUUCAUCUGCUGGAUGAUGGUGGUUCAAACUCCUCCAAUGGUUUUUGACAGUACAACCAAACCCGAUUCGCGUUUUGAUGCAUUGUUGUACAGGCAAUACACAGCGAGUGGAGACACCGUAGAGUACGUGGUUUGGCCUGCGAUGUUCCUUCAUGAAAAAGGAUCCCUUGUUCUGAAAGGUGUUGCGCAGCCAAAGAAGCGUGUGUAGUUGAUAUUUUCUACGUACAAGUAUCGUUUCAAAGUAUCGUUGGAGUAUCCAAGACAUCGUUUACCUUUGUUGUUGUGUAUUGAUUAAGAAACGAUAGGAUUAUAUAAACAGAAGGUGUUGUAUUUUAUUAUUACGUAAUGUGUCACUCAUUGAGUGUCUCUAAGGCUUUGAUUCUAUCUGACGCCUUUAAACAAUAUCAUACGUGUGCCUGUAGGCUUCAUUGUAUUAUAAUCAUUGUAUCAAAGACAAGUAACUUGUCGCUUACCAUGAAAGCAUAAUAAUAUGAUAUAGAGGAUAUUUGUUGAAUUCAGUUUAAGAUCGUAUUUUAUUUUACGAGUGGUCACAGAAAAAAUAUUAUUUUUAUGUGACUACGAGUGAAAUAAAAUACGAUCUUACACUGAAUUCAACAAAAAAAAAUCAACAUAAUUUCUUUUUAGUUCAUGCAUAUAUCGUGUUUUUUUCAAUAUAUGUCCCCGCUAGGGUAAAUUUUUGUGGCCUCUUUGCAAAGGAAAGUAACUGCGGCAUAAUCGCUAUAUCAAAGUUACCUCCUCUUCUCGCGAGCAGUCCGUCAACUAAAAAAAAUUUCCACACUUUAUGGAAAUGGUUGUUGGAAUUGAAAUUAUGUUUAGAUAAAACCCUACUUCCAUCAACAAAACCUAUCAUUUUUAACAUUUAUUAAGGCACAAAACAAGUAUUUAAACAAAAGCAUUUCGGAAAUAAAAAAAAAAUGUAUCGCGUAGAACUACAAUUCAAAGAAAUUUGGCCAUGUGACAUUUGUGUACAUUCAAAAAUAAUUUCAACAGAUUUAAAUUAACAAUGAUGAGUGUGUUUUCGUAGUGUGUAUCUUGUCACUGUCGCUCUCAGACUCUGGAUCUUACGGUAUUUUUUCGGGGUCAAUUCAUGAACAGUCUGUGCAGCCGAAGGAUGCUUUGUUGUUGAGACAGCGAAUUAUUUUCAUAUCUAUAAAAGUUGAAUGUCACGUCCCCGUGUGUUUACCAAGACCCCAGAGGAAAUGUCGAGGAUGUGCCCGAAGAUGCUUUUGAGAGGGAUGCUGCGCAGACUUUGAAAGUUUUAAAAAAGAAAAAUGAAUUGUUGAACUGUUGAAUGUAAACUGGAAAUUGAUCAAAUUCAAAAUGCUUUUGCAUACACGUACGCGGUUAAAGUUUGUAGGAAGAAAUGAUCUAUCAACUCUUUUACUAGCACAUGUGGCCAAGUAAAUAUUCAACCGAUACCUACCAAGCAGGUUAAUUGUAACAGUAUGUUCCAUGAAAAAGUUCAUACAUAAAUUGGUAAGCUUGUUCUUUUUUAAUAGAAUUUUAUAAUCAAUCGCAAAAAAAUGUUUGUUUUAUUAAAACUAUUGCAUAAUUUGAUUUUGACAAUUUAAUAAGAUUCGGUCAAUGUGUAUAGUACAGCAAUAAAGACAACAAACAUGUACUUGUGACAUACAUGUAUUUUUUUAAAGUCAAGGGAAGCAAAUAUUAUAAAAGAUGGAAAAAAUAGUCCCGAGUUGUCUGUAUAGAGUGGAAUGAGCAAGGGUUAUCAUUUCACUCGAGCCAGAGUGAAAUGAUCAAGUUAUCAAUCACUAAUAUUUUUCACUCUUUCACCGGUUUGCGUGAAAUAAACGCAUUAUACGCAAUAUUGCCAAUUUCAUUUCUGCGAAAUGUUUUUAAUCUGUGUUUUAGUUUUAAAGAAAUGGGAAUCUG
Mya arenaria is the source of this 4076-nucleotide messenger RNA. RefSeq lists its product as uncharacterized. The record is from RefSeq and is a predicted model, not a curated record. The coding region runs from base 190 to 2373 and encodes 727 amino acids. The transcript has 15 exons. Gene Ontology annotation, cellular component: mitochondrial outer membrane. Gene Ontology annotation, biological process: mitochondrial protein catabolic process; mitophagy by internal vacuole formation. NCBI's taxonomy places the organism in Eukaryota, Metazoa, Mollusca, Bivalvia, Myida, Myidae.